AUAUAUAUCAAUAAAAUCCAAAACAAAACAAGAGUUUUCAAGAUCUAAAAAUACGUUGCCUUCCCCAAUCCAUCUCAUCCGGUGAAACAAUUAUUGCGGGAAGAAAAUGACGAGAAGAUCAAAAGACGACAUGGAGAAAACGAACGGAAAAUCUGAGCCGUUGCUGCUACCGGAGAAAGAAUCCAACGACGUUUCAGAAGAAGAAGCGUCGUGGAUGGUUUAUCUAAGCACUUUCAUUGCCGUUUGUGGUUCCUACGAGUUUGGAACAUGCGUGGGGUAUUCGGCUCCGACCCAGUUUGGGAUUAUGGAAGAGCUUAGUUUAUCAUAUUCCCAGUUUUCAGUUUUUGGAUCGAUAUUAAACGUGGGAGCAGUGAUUGGCGCCAUUACAUCGGGGAAGAUCUCCGAUUACAUUGGUCGGAAAGGGGCCAUGAGGUUGUCUUCAGUGAUCUCUGCCAUCGGCUGGCUUAUUAUUUACUUCGCCAAGGGUGACGUAUCAUUGGACUUUGGAAGAUUUCUCACGGGUUAUGGCUGUGGUACCCUUUCCUUUGUGGUACCGGUUUUUAUCGCCGAAAUUAGUCCGAGAAAAUUACGAGGAGCAUUAGCGACACUUAACCAGCUCUUUCUCGUAAUCGGAUUGGCUUCUAUGUUCCUCAUAGGCGCUGUCGUUAAUUGGAGAACUCUUGCACUAACCGGCGUUGCACCAUGCGUGAUAUUAUUCUGUGGGACUUGGUUCAUCCCUGAAUCGCCCAGAUGGCUGGAAAUGGUUGGCCGCCACCGCGAUUUUGAAAUUGCGUUGCAGAAACUGAGGGGUCCUCACGCUAAUAUCACAAGAGAAGCCGAGGAUAUCAAGGAGUACUUGGCGACUCUUGCUCACCUUCCGAAAGCCACACUAUGGGACCUUAUUGACAAAAAGAAUAUUCGAUUCGUGACUGUGGGAGUUGGUUUGAUGUUUUUCCAACAAUUCGUGGGAAUAAAUGGUGUUAUCUUUUACGCACAACAGAUAUUCGUAUCAGCAGGAGCAUCCCCAACUCUUGGAAGCAUUCUAUACUCGAUCGAACAAGUUGUUCUAACAGCACUCGGCGCAACAUUGCUAAUCGAUAGGCUUGGAAGACGGCCACUUCUUUUGGCUUCAGCUGUUGGGAUGCUGAUUGGAUGUUUGCUUAUCGGAACUUCAUUUCUUUUGAAGGCUCAUGGUUUAGCAGUUGAUAUCAUCCCGGCCCUUGCAGUAAGCGGAGUCUUGGUUUAUAUCGGUUCAUUCUCGAUUGGAAUGGGUGCAAUCCCAUGGGUUAUAAUGUCUGAGAUAUUUCCAAUAAAUAUCAAAGGAACAGCUGGAGGAUUAGUCACUGUGGUAAAUUGGCUAAGUUCAUGGCUUGUCUCCUUCACUUUCAACUUUCUCAUGCUUUGGAGCCCUCAUGGUGCAUUCUAUGUGUAUGGUGGUGUGUGUGUAUUGGCUAUCGUCUUCAUAGCGAAACUUGUUCCUGAAACCAAAGGCAGAACCUUGGAAGAGAUUCAAGCAAUGAUGAUGUAGUUCUACAAUAACUGUUUUUCUUAUAAUUUAUAAGUUAUAAAAUAUCUACACAUGCAGCAAAUGCAGGUUUCGUUAAUUUGGUUUAACAAGCUUUGAGUGAAAGACUUCGUGUUACAACUUA
This is a messenger RNA of Capsella rubella, 1649 nucleotides long. Its product is annotated as sugar transporter ERD6-like 8. The record is from RefSeq and is a predicted model, not a curated record. Gene Ontology annotation, molecular function: sugar transmembrane transporter activity. The transcript has 18 exons. NCBI's taxonomy places the organism in Eukaryota, Viridiplantae, Streptophyta, Magnoliopsida, Brassicales, Brassicaceae. Gene Ontology annotation, cellular component: membrane. Gene Ontology annotation, biological process: transmembrane transport; carbohydrate transport. Bases 107 to 1528 code for a protein of 473 amino acids.